GAGAGGCAGGACGGAGUGUUUAUCACGAGCUGCACCGCGAGGAUCGGCGGUAGUUUCUAAAUGGAGGAUCCGUGUCUUGUUCCCCUCGGAUCGCGGUACCUGGCCUGAUGUGCGUCUCGUGAGCAGCAGCGACGGUGAUAAAGGGGGAAAAACACUGGCAAGACUUUAAAAGCGAGAGGAGGCACGCGCACAUCUCCCGGAGUGUGAGCUUUCGUUCCGCAACACACUUCGCACCAACUGGGAACGACUUGAUUGAGACAUGGGGUGUAGGCUUCCUAAGUUGCGGAAGGCAGAAGAGAGGCGAAGCCCGGGUAACAUCUACUCCACCCUCCGACGGCCACAGGUGGAGACUAAAGUGGGCGUGGCAUACACCUACCACUUCCUGGAUUUCCUUUUGGGGAAAGAAGAGGUGCCCGUGUCGUCGGUGCUCUGCCUCUCCUCGGUCCGGGAGCUCCCGGUUCAGGUCCGGGAGCUCUACGCGCAGGGCUUCGUGCUGGUCGCCGUCCACCCGUUCGUCCAUCCCUGCGGCCCGAGCCACGCGCGCAUCCAGCGCCAGCUGCACCGGGCCGUGCUGGUCCGAGAGACGCCGAGUUCUGAGAAAAACCAGCUGAGGUGGGGGAGACAUCGUCUGGAGACGGACGUGUGCGUCGCAGGUCAUCAGGUGGCUGACCCGGAGUUGAUCCAGAGCUAUGUCAAGAGGAUCCAGGAUGUAGCGGAGCAAGGCGUGAUGUUCGUGGGGUUUCUGCAGCAGCCGGGGGGAGGACCCUGCUUCGUGGGUCACUGGGAUCCUGAGGAGCUGUCCUCCUUGCAUUCAAGCCCUUCGCCCAUACACCGACACCCCCUCAGCGCCAGCAACAGCCCAACGGACCCUUCAGAACCUGAACCUCAGGAGAUGGGCCUUGCAGGCGCAGAAACUAACGCCGGCCCCCUGAAGCCCAAACGAGAAGAGUCGGCACAGAAGAGGAGCCACCUGCCGGACCUCAAGCAGUCCACGGAGAACCGCUUGAACCUUUCCAACCAGAGAGACGGACAAAGUUCAAGCUCGGGCAGCUGGCCCAGCUCCCCCGAGCUGGAUGGAAACCGCGAAAAGGGGUUCUGCAACACAAACGGGAAGAGCCGACCGACGGCGCACGACAACAACAACCACGUCCGGGUCAAGAGUUCCGAGAAGGACGAGAACGCCGCCUCACCACCAGCGCAGGGAGGGAUGCAGCUCUUCGCCUUGUACAACCACACGGGGGAGAUGAACGCCUCUCUGAGGUUCUACUCCCUGCGGGUGCCGCUGCUGGUGCAGAGGGAAGCCGGGCUCAUCACGGACGUCGACACGCACUGGCUCGACCACAUGACUCAGCAUUUCACGAGCGGCGCGCACCUCGUCGACGGGUUCUUCCACCUCAGGGAGGAAAUGGACAAUGGCGUUUCAUCCGUGGACAGUGUGUUCAUCUUCCAGAGCGCCGCGGAGGAGACCACGAGCGCCUCCUACGACGCCAUCGUGGUUGAGCAGUGGACCGUUGUGGACGGCGUGGUGGUGAAGACGGACUACAUCCCCUUGCUCCAGUCCCUGGCUCCGUAUGGGUGGAGGCUGAUGUGCGUGUUGCCCACACCCAUCGUCAAGACGAACGGCGACGGGAGUUUGUCGACCAAGCAGAUCCUCUUCCUCCAGAGGCCCGUCCUGCAGCGCAAGAGAAAAGACUUCAAGAUGCGGAACCUCAGGGGUCGCAGCAAGGCAAAGAGAGACACUCCGGAAGACAGAGAGAACAUGUACCCGCUGAUGGACAGGCUGAGAAGAAACUCAAAAGAUGAGGAGGAGGAGGAGGAAGAGCAAGAGCAAGAAAAAGAGGCUGAGGGGAGGAAGAGCAGGGACAGCGAAAGGAGCGAAGGAGCGGGCCUUCAAAGGGGCUUCUCGCCCCUCUCGGGGAGCGGGGCCUCUCUUGAAGAGGAGGAAGAGGAGACGGACAUUGAUAACAUCCCUCCGCCUCGGCUAGGGAAGCCGCAGAGGUGGACAGAUGUGUGUCAGAGAGUCGACGGAGGGGUCAAGGAGGAGCUGAAGACGGAGGAGCGCAUCAAGCAGCAGCUGUUUUCCGGCGUCUGUUGACACAUUGGGCACAAAGCUGAGGAGUUUACAAAAAAAAGCCUUUUGAAAUAACUUUUAGUUUUAAAGUUCCAACCCAGAUGUGGUCGGACACGGCGUCACUAGUAUUCCCGUACCGUUACCAUGGCUUCGGUGUCUUGGUUGUUGCUCUCUGAUGUCUCUUCUACAAAAUGAAACGGCUCAAGGCCGAUGGAGAACGUCUCCAGGUCUGAGCAUGCGAUGGUUGUAUUUGACUUCUCUAGGAAUAGGACGGUUAAAAAGGGAGCACUGAUUUCAAGGGGCUCACUGUAUUUUAUUUUUUUGACAAGGGGCGAGGUGAUAAAUGUUUGUAUUAGAGCCUGACGGACACGUGCAUCCGGCUACUAUAGCUCACACUUCAGCUUGAGUCAUGAACUCAUAAAUGCGUUUUUUUGUACUGUUCAUUUUCCCCAUUUUAACAUCUAUUUGAAUGCAUCUUUAUCACGAAAAUCAUUUUCAAAGAAGAUUCCUCAUAUUUGGAAGUUCGAUCUUUUAUUAGCUGGGUUCUAAACCACGUUACAAUGUAUUGUCAUUAAGCAUUAAAGGCUACAUUCAUGUAAAUGACUAAAUAACCGUUGAAUCAUUCGCUCUAGUUGGGAUGUGUAAGAGGCUUUUACCUAAUGAGUAAUGGUAGCGGAAGUAUACUGUAAACCCAAAAUGUCUGCAGAGAAACAAUUUUUGUAAUUUGGGAGAAUUGACCUUUUAAAAGGUUUCUUUUGGGGGGAAAAAACCUGCAUAAUAGGAAUCUACUGUUCAUUACUUAUUUCCUGGACCGCCUGUGUCGUGUCUUCGUGUAACAUGUGAGUCUUCAUAUAAAAGCACAGGUCAAUAAAAUGUUUCAAAACCGA
Molecule: messenger RNA, 2958 nt
Organism: Pungitius pungitius (ninespine stickleback)
Lineage: Eukaryota; Metazoa; Chordata; Actinopteri; Perciformes; Gasterosteidae
Gene: rftn1a
Product: raftlin, lipid raft linker 1a
Exons: 10
Coding region: 260-2095 (611 amino acids)
Source: RefSeq, a predicted model, not a curated record